UUUCAAGCAAUUACGUGGCAAAAGUUUAUUUUCGGCGGGGCGCGAGGAAGAAGUGUCCUCGGCGCUGCCGCGCCUCUCGCCCGGCCCCGCGCGUCCUCCACUCGGCAGCAGCCGCCCCCGGCCGGGGACGCGGCCGCCGUGCGCGGGCAGCGGCAACGCGGAGGCGUCGGGGAGAAGAGGGGCGCUCCACAGGGGCCGAGCCCGUAGGGCGCUGUGAGCGCUGCCUCGGCUGGUUCCCCGCUCCCCCCGCCUCGUCCCACCCGCGCUGCGGGCGCACUGCAGCACAGGCGCUCCCCACGAACCUGCCCCGCCGCCGCUGCCAGCGCCCUCUGUAAGACUCUGGGCGGCCCGACCGGCGGGCUGGAGCGGGGCGGGCCCGGCGGGCGGCGCGGGGCGGGCGGAGUGGAGCACCGCCUCCGCGACAGCGGCGGCCGCGUUUAUAUGGGAGCGGCGCGGGGAGCCGCCGAGUUCCCGCAGUUCGCCCGCUGCUGUGCAGCCGCCGUCGCCGCCUCGGCCCGGCACCCGCCGUCCCGCCGGGAAGGAGUCGGGACCGUUUCGGAUCUCAAGCAGACGGCCCUCUCCUAUUUAGUCGUGGCUUUUCCAAACCCUCCGAGGAAAGCGGGAUCUUUCGGUCCUUCCUGUAUAUCCGACCAUUACAGGAUCUAGAAAUGUCGACGACACUUUUAUCUGCCUUCUACGACAUUGACUUCUUGUGCAAGACGGAGAAGUCCCUGACCAACCUCAGCAGCAUGCUGGACAAGAAAGCCGUGGGGACCCCGGUGACCCCUCCCAGCUCCAGCUUCGCGCCGGGCUUCCUGCGGCGGCACUCAACCAGCAACCUGACGGCGCUGGCCGGCGGCUCCAAGUUCCCCAGCCCUACCGGCUCCAGCUCUUCUUCCACAUCCUCCUCCUCCUCGUCGUCGUCCUCCUCCUCCUCGUUCGGCAAUCUGAAGGAGACGGGCUCCGGCGGAGGCGGCGGCAGCAGCAGUCCCACGGCCCUGCUCAACAAGGAGAACAAGUUCCGGGACCGCUCCUUCAGCGAGAACGGCGAGCGUAGCCAGCACCUCAUGCAGCAGCUUCAGCAGCAGCAGCAGGCGGCCGGUAAGGGGAGCGGCUCCGGCGGCGGCGGCGGGGCCCCCAUCAACUCGACGCGCUACAAGACGGAGCUGUGCCGCCCCUUCGAGGAGAGCGGUGCCUGCAAGUACGGCGAGAAGUGCCAGUUCGCUCACGGCUUCCACGAGCUGCGCAGCCUCACCCGCCACCCCAAGUACAAGACCGAGCUCUGCCGCACCUUCCACACCAUCGGCUUCUGCCCCUACGGCCCGCGCUGCCACUUCAUCCACAACGCCGACGAGCGCCGCCCGGCGCCCGGCGGGGGCACGGGCCCCCCCACCGGCGACCUGCGCGCCUUCGCCCCCCGCGAGCACCCGCUGGGCGGCGGCGGCGGCUUCGGGCACCCGCGCGGCGGCGGCGGCGAGCGGCCCAAGCUGCACCACAGCCUGAGCUUCUCCGGCUUCUCCGCCCACCACCACCACCAUCACCCCCCGCACCCGCACGGCACCGCCCCGCCGCCGCCGCCGCCCGGUGGCCGCCUGGACGCCGCCCUGCUGGAGAGCCCCGGCGGUUCGCGCACGCCGCCGCCGCCCGCCUCCGCCUCCUACUGCGAGGAGCUGCUCUCGCCGCCCUGCGCCAACAACGCUUUCGCCUUCUCGGGGCAGGAGCUGGGCAGCCUCAUCGCCCCCCUCGCCCUCCACACCCAGAACUUCGCCGCUGCCGCCGCCGCGGCCGCGGCCGCCGCCGCCUAUUACCGCUGCCAGCAGCAGCCGCCGCCGCCCGGCGGGGCCUGCCCGCCGCCCCCCGCCUCGCCGCCCUUCAGCUUCCAGCCCCUCCGCCGCCUCUCCGAGUCGCCCGUCUUCGACGCGCCGCCCAGCCCGCCGGACUCGCUCUCCGAUCGGGAGAGUUACCUGAGCGGCUCCCUCAGCUCCGGCUCCCUCAGCGGCUCCGAGUCGCCCAGCCUGGACUCGGGCCGCCGCCUGCCCAUCUUCAGCCGCCUCUCCAUCUCCGACGACUGAGGGAGGACGGGGCAGCGGCCGGGGGGGCCUCGCGGCGGCCCUGCAAGUAAGUUACCGAGCGAAGAAAGCGAAACCUCUCCUUCCUCUCUAUUUUUGGUUGGUUUUAUUUUAUAUAUCUGUACACCGAGAGCUGAACAAAACGAGAAACAAAGCAUUUUGCAAAAGGGCAAAUGACACGAAAUGAACAAACCUAUUUUUAUAGAGAGACCUUGGAAGAAGGGGAUUUUUGUUUCGGGGUUUUUUUGUUGUUGUCGUUCUUUGGAGACAAGUUAUGAUACGCACCAGCAGCAGCCAUUCCAUCUGUGUUCCUAAAAAAAAAAAAAAAACAGCAUUAGAAAAGACAGCACCAGAAAGCAACAAACAAUCCGGGGAGCGCCGGUUCGCCAGCCCAGCUCCUCCAAUCCUGCAGACACACAGAAAAAAGUUACAAACUAGUUUGUCUUUCAAUCCAGUUCAAAUAAAAACACAGAACAUACUAAACCUAUAAGCUUUUUUUUUAGGAAAAAAAAAAAAAAAAGAAAAAUCCAACAUCCUGCCAAGAAUAUGCCUUGAUAACAACCUUCUUUUUUAUAUAUAUCUAUAUAUUAUUAUUAUAACAAAUGCUAAAACCUUCAUUCCAAAGUUUAAUAUUGGUUCCAUUGCCACCACUUAGUGGAUGUUUGGCUUUUAGAACAAUUUUUUGUUGUUGCUUUAUUUGGAAGCACUCAACUGAGUUUAGUUUGUAAUUGUUGGAGAAUAACUGCUGAUUUUUUUUAAAUUUUUUUUAGCUGUUUGAGUUGAUUGCAUGUAUGAGUCACUGCACACAACUCAAUAUGAAACUAUUUAACUUAUUUAUUAUCUUGUGAAAAGUAUACAUUGGUAAUUUGUUCAUACUGUAUUUAUCGGGUAUGAUGAAAAGCAAUAGAUAUAUAUUCUUUUAUUAUGUUUAAAUUAUGAUUUUCAUUAUUAAUCGGCAAAAUGUGGAGUGUGUUCUUUUCACAGUAAUAUAUGCCUUUUUGUAACUUUCACUUGGUUAUUUUAUUGUAAAUGAGUAAAAUUCUUAAUUUAAGAGAUGGUAUGUAAUAUUUAUUUCAUUAAUUUCUUUCUUUGUUUACGUAAAUCUGAAAGAUUGCAUGGUUUCUUUAUAGAAAUCGGUCUCGAUGCUGUGGAAGUAGUUUGCGGAAUUUCUAUGGGUUUUUUUUUAGAAUGUAAAUGGUUGUAGCCCGUCCGAGUUGAAAAACGAGAGAGAAAAAAAAAAAAAAGAAGAAACAGACUGACUUAGCAAUCAGACUUCAAAGUGGCAAAUCUAAUUCAGACUUUUUUAAAAUAACCAAAAAGUAUUUUUGUUGCCUAACUCCACGAAUCACACUGUGAUAUAGUCUCAAAGUAUGUAGCAAUAAUUGGGGGUCCCAGUAUUAUGUCUCACAGUGCCUUCUUGAGGGUCCAUGCUUGCCUUAAAUAUCUCUCAACCAAAUAAGUAUUUUUCCUAAUGCUUGAGAUAAUUUGAAUGUAGGGAUGGGAUUUAAGUACAGCAAAAUUUCGCCACUCUAUUUUAUAAGAACAGAGGCCAUCUUUGGAUCUGAAACUUUCUAUAAUACAGGAACAUAUCUUGUUUAUUGAAUUCCAAAACCUGUAAUUUUUUUUUUCCUUAUGUAGAAAGUUGGGAGUUUUCCAAAAGUUUCCUGGACGGUGGAUGAAUGAGCAGUAGCUUAGUUUUGUUUGUACAUAGGUACAGAUUGAGCACUAUGUACUCUUUUGGACUACUUUAACAGAAGUAUGUUUUGAAUGUAACUAAAGGAUAAGUCAACUUGAGUUGUAAUAUAUUUUUCGGGAGUCAGUUCACUACAGAUUAUGUGAGACUGUAAACUUUGUACUGUAAAUGUUUUGUAGUUCUCCCAAUAAAAUUUUUUGGAAAAAAAAAAAAAAAAUCAACAACCCCAGUAACCCUUCAAAGUGCUGAGGCCCUGGCUGCCAGGCAGGAGUAUUUCUUGCUAAACACCACCACCUCCCAAUCACAGAUAUGUCUAGCUACAGAUUAACCAGUUUGCACUGCCACUCCAGGCCGCUCCUGCAGCCCUCGCUGGUCGGUGGCCAAAGUUAAUAAACGUUUCCAGAAGGUUCGGGAAUGUCAGCGGUGUACUGUAUCCUGCUUUUCUUUUUUCUUUUUCCUUUUUUUUUUUUUUUUUAAAUUUUAAUUAUUAAGAGGAUGGAGAAUCAAACUUCUGCUGCUUUUUGUGUAACAGCUGGAGUGGCAAAAUCUAGUAGUUGCAUUUAUCAAUCACAUUGCUUAUGGGGCUAUGUGAAUGUGCCAUUAGCCUUCCUGCCUUGUUUGGGGUGAGGAGGAAAUGGCAGUUUGGGUAAUAAAAAGGCAUAAUUAAGGUUUACCCUUUGUCCCAAAAGCUUUGUUCCUCUUCACUCACAGGAAUGCGGACUUCUGCCUCAAUGCUCCCGUCACCCAGCUGAGGGCAUAUCUGUGUUAAUCGGGCUAGCAUUAAAUGUGCUAAUCAGUUUUCAGGGCUUGGGUUUUAAACAAAUUACCUUUUCGAGGCUGUAUUUAUAUAACUAAAUACUUGGCAGCCUGGGGACUGUGUGAGUAUUAAUACUGGAAGAAUUUUAGCUAAUAUCUCCACAGUUUGGCACCCUAUUCCAAUCAGUCCCUUAAACUUUUUAAGUCACGAUUUCUACCAGCUUAUUUUUGUUCUUUUGUCAUACUAAUAAUAAAUGUUGUUAACAUUAUGGCAUUUCUGCGCUGCCUGGGCCGCCACAGCACUUUCUAUAAAUACAAGAUAGAAUGUAAUACCAGUGCCAUAUGUUUGUGUAACAAACCUUGGACUGACACUUAGUUUAAAAUUAAAACAAACGUAAGCAAUGUAUGACAACACAGCCCAGCUACAGGAAUCACCUUUUUUUUAAUGGAUCAAAAUUGCAUUUUGGCUCAAAAUUGCUCCCUUUGAUUCCCAGACUAAUUUCUGAUGAAAGUUCUUUUUGUCGCUGUCUGCACAGUGGCACUGAGCUCUGAUGGGUCCUUGCCCAGGCAUCCCUGGUACAGAUGCUUUGGCUGCAAGGAGCAGGCCCAUGCCAGUGUUUUGGAGGAACAGGGAGUGGCUGUUGGUUUGACCGGUGUCUAAGCUGAUGUCUUAACUCACUUUGGGAUUUUGAGAUUAAUUUUCACACUAAAACUGCAUAUAUAAGGAGUGCAUGCCUCAUUUAAUUUCAGAUUUUCUUUCUUUAGGUACAGUUUUUGCUUCUCUCACUUGCCCACCUAUUCCCCUGAGCCUGCCUUUUUCUUGCCACAGUAGAUAAGGAUCUUAUUUAUUUUCUAUAUUUCCCUUAUCUGGGACAGCUGUACUCGCAACAGUGCAGUACUUCCAUCUUCCCUGUGGUUUUCUGUUGGUUGAACGGGAUCUUGGUGAGGGUGCUGGCCUUGGCUUUGGUGUCUCCUGGCUGGAAGAGGAGCUCUGAAAGCUUUAGAGCAGCUGCCCCACAUGAAUCACAACCGUGCCGGUGUCAGUGCCAGUGUUCUGUGUGUUAAAAAGUUGCUGCCAGGACAGGAGGGGUGAUGGCCCAGCGGUGUCUCCCAGCUGGCUGCUGGCAUGCCAGUGUGUGGGGACAGCUGGGCUCGAGCUGCUCUCUGCCCAAGUGACCCUCUGUGCUGCACCCUGCUCUGUUUGUAUCUCCAAAGUGUGCUGCAGCCUGGCCCGUUGCACUUCCGCUGUUCAGAAAUCCGGGAGUCCUUGAACUGGGAAGAUAAAGCGUCUGUUUCUUGUGCUGCACAAUCAAGUGUUAACCUUUAAACUGGUGACUUAUGUUGUUGACUUAAGCAAAUGUUCUCUUGCUUUCAUUUCAAAAUUCAGCAAAGCGUGUAAAGCUGGUCAGGCCAUUCAGAACUUUCUGAUACUUUGCAAUAAAUCGAUAAAUACUGUGUAAAAAA
Messenger RNA from Pyrgilauda ruficollis (rufous-necked snowfinch), 5982 nucleotides. It is a transcript of the gene ZFP36L2, whose product is annotated as ZFP36 ring finger protein like 2. Lineage: Eukaryota; Metazoa; Chordata; Aves; Passeriformes; Passeridae. The record is from RefSeq and is a predicted model, not a curated record. Gene Ontology annotation, molecular function: mRNA binding; metal ion binding.